Trichoderma harzianum CBS 226.95 is the source of this 3618-nucleotide messenger RNA. RefSeq lists its product as hypothetical. Gene Ontology annotation, biological process: protein transport to vacuole involved in ubiquitin-dependent protein catabolic process via the multivesicular body sorting pathway. NCBI's taxonomy places the organism in Eukaryota, Fungi, Ascomycota, Sordariomycetes, Hypocreales, Hypocreaceae. Gene Ontology annotation, cellular component: ESCRT-0 complex. The transcript has 3 exons. The record is from RefSeq and is a predicted model, not a curated record. Bases 1 to 3618 code for a protein of 1205 amino acids. Gene Ontology annotation, molecular function: protein binding.
AUGGCUGCCCUGUUCCGCGUCAAGGCGCUGUACGAAUACUCGUCGCCGCACGAGGACGACCUCAACUUCCCCGCCGGCCAGAUCAUUGCUGUCACGGACGAGGACGAUGACGACUGGUACGGCGGCGAGUACGUCGACGAGGCCGGCGCCAAGAAGGCGGGCAUCUUCCCUCGCAACUUUGUCGAGAAGUUUGAGCCCGUGGCGCCCCCGCGACCUGUGAGGAAGCAGCACAAGCAAGAACCCGAACCCGCCGCUGCUGCCCCUACGCCCCCUCCGGAGGCUUCUUACGAGGACACAGCUGCGCGAUCGACACCCCCGCCGGGAGACGUGGCCUCAGAGCCCUCGCCAAAGAGACUCGCCGAGCCCGUCAAGCAAACCAGGGCACCAGAACCUCCUGCUGCAGCUCCUGCUCCUCCAGUUCCAGUUCCUGUUCCAGCUCCUGUUGCUGUCCCGGCUCCGGCUCCCCCGCCCGCGGCAGCUCCUGCGCCAGUUCCGGUGCCUCUGCCAUCCUCGCCCAAGCGAGCCGACUCCCCCGCCUCAGCUGCUCCGGCCGCCAGUGCUCCGAAGCCAAAGGCCGCGCCUCCGCCGGUAUCCGAGAAGCCCAGCUCUUUCAAAGACCGCAUUGCAGCGUUUAACAAGUCGGCCGCACCUCCGAUUGCGCCCUUUAAACCCAGCGGCCUUAGCGGUGCUGGCGGCGCAGCGGGCUUUAUUAAGAAGCCAUUUGUGGCACCGCCUCCUAGUCGAAAUGCCUUCGUUCCUCCUCCUCGCGAGGCCCCCGCGGCCAAGAUUUACCGAAGAGACGAGGAUCCCGAAAUCAAGGCUUCCGUGGCCGAGACUCAGGGACAAGCCGAGAGAGCUGGACUGGUUACUUCUGAAACUCAGAAAGAGGGCGACGAAGAAGACCAGCCCAAGCCUACUAGCUUAAAGGAGCGCAUUGCUCUCCUUCAGAAGCAACAGAUGGAGCAGGCACAGCGCCAUGCCGACGCACUGUCCAAGAAAGAGAAGCCCAAGAAGCCGCCGCCACCUAAGAAGCGCGUUGAUUCUCAAGCUUCCGCCGCUGAGCCUGCUGAGGGAGCCGAGGUUCCCGAACGAAAAGACAGCGACGAGCCUGCCCCUAGAGCCUCGAUGGAUUCUGCUCCCGCCGAGUCAGCUCCUCUACCACCGCGGCCCCAACCCGAACUUACGGAAUCUCCCGCAGAAGCUGCCAACGGAGAUGAGGCGGCUGAAGCGGAUGCCGACGACCAUACUUCACGACGACUGUCCAAAGUGCCAACCUCCUCAUCCGCUGCUCCCGCUGCUGAUGUAGAACAGCCGGAGACUCAGGAGACGGUGGAGGAAGAAGGAGAGGCAGAGGAAGAGGAAGAGGAGGAAGACGUUGACCCUGAAGUCAAGCGCAGAGAAGAACUGCGAGCACGAAUGGCCAAGAUGAGCGGUGGUAUGGGCUUCCAUGGCAUGUUUGGCGCCCCGGUUCCUCCGAUGGGAGGUGGUCUGCCGGUGAAAAAGGCACCUAAGCCACCGGUAAAAUCUGCCACCACGCGGGAAGAGGAUGUGACUCCACCGCCGCAUGCUCCUCCUGUUCCCACUAUGAUGGCACUCCCGGGCAUGGGCCUUCCAGGCCUUCCAGUUAAGCCAGCCGAAGAGCCAGCACAAGCUGAUGAACCAGAGGCUGAACCAGAACAGAAAUCUGAAGAAGAGGAAGAUGCCACUCCUCUUGCUACCGCCCCCGUGCCCCCCGUGCGAGCCGAAGAAGGCGAGUCUACUAGCAUUGAAUAUCCAAAGCUCUUUCAUUCUGUCUCUACUAACACUCCCGUAGCCCCAGAGCACAGGGCACCACCACCUGUUCCUCAGGAAGACCUGUCUGCUCCUCCUGUUCCAGUGGCGGCUCGUCCGCCACCUCCCCCGGCUCCUGUUGGAGCUCGAUCCCCUCCACCACCGCCCUCAGCUCCCCCCGCUGUCAAGUCAGCUACAGAGGGAUCUGAAUCUGAUGAUGAACUGUCUAAUGGGGCUCGUGAAAACGCUGAGGCCGCUGCCUCAGUGCUGAGGUCACCCCCUCCACCACCUGCCCAUCACCCCUCAGAACCUCCUCAGUCGCCCCCGCGCCCUGGAGCAUUCUCGCCAACUUCGCCAACUAGCAAACGUGCUAGCAGGCCUCCACCGCCCGUUCCAGGGGCUGCCUCCAUACUCGCUGCGGUAACAUCUCGCCCACCACCGCCCCCUCCACCCGCUGCCCCGAGCCGGCGAUCCACUGUGGACUUUGGCGUCGCCUCGCCGACCAGGCCUGCGCAGGCAGGAGAGGAAAUUGGAGAGGCUACAGAGUACGAGGGCGACUACGAUACGGAUAUUGCCUCGUCUGUGCCUCACAAGGAUGCUUUGGCGGCGCAUGAUCAAGAGUCUAGCAUGGAGGAGACCAGCCUCCAGUCGCCAUUCAAUGAUGCUCCUCCAGAGUUGCCUCCGCCUCCCCCAUUUGCUUCGACGCCGAGAGCAGCCCCUCCUCCCGUGCCACAGUCUCCGCCACUGAACAGAAGGUCUACGGAUCUAUCUCGGUCUGUUCCGAUUUUGCCGCCUCCGGCUCCUCCCCCUAAGCUGCUUUCUCCCACAGGAGAUGAGAACCACGAUGGUCUGUUCAUCUCAAAUGCUAGAGGAGAUGACGCCCAGGACUCUCCAAUUCUACAGGAUGAACCUACUCCCCUUUCAUUCGAAGACUCUAGAGCCGUGUCGCCACCUGAUCGAAGAGCCCCGCCCGCAAUAGGCUCGCGUGGACGGUCAUCGAUGGAUAUGCCCAGGCCCAGUCUCAGCGCUCCUAGGAGAUCGAUUGAUCACCACCGCCCGUCAAUGGACUCUGGCUUCAUCGCGGGAGAUAUUGAUUUGGCUGUGCAAAGCGGUUGGUGGAAGCAGUCGAACCAAGUCCCUCCCGUCCUCCAAGGUCGGAAGGAUAUCCACUUUGAGUGCGAUGAAUCCACUUCGACAAAUCAAGGCGAGAAGGUUAUGAUCACCAGAGAAACCUUUAUCCUGUUUCAAGAUUACUCGCAGACCAUUCUUACGGCUCGCUACGACCCUAAUGACCCGACAACUGUAGAGCUGGAGCAGCGACACGAGGCGCCCCCAAAGGCGAUGCGACAGGACCAGAUGGAGGAAGCCUACGACACCUUUGGACGACGUAUUUCCGCAUCCGCCAUCGCUAAGAAAGAUCAGGUUGUCGGCGAUGGCACCGCGCAGAGCUUUGUUUUGGAAAUGAUUCGACCUCUAGAGGAUGCCCUGUUGCCUAUUAGCACUAGAUCGUACGGUGCCCUCGUCUAUGCCAACAUGGCCAAUGCUUCCACCCAGCAGCACGAUGUCAUUCGACCUGGCGACAUCAUCACCAUUCGCAACGCCAAGUUCCAGGGAAAGCAUGGACCCAUGCAUGCCAAAUAUUCCAGCGAAGUUGGCAAGCCGGACCAUGUCGGCAUUGUGGCCGAGUGGGAUGGCACCAAGAAGAAGGUCCGGGCUUGGGAGCAAGGCAGAGAUGGUAAGAAGGUGAAGCAGGAGAGCUACAAGCUAGAUGAUCUGCGGAGCGGAGAGGUCAAGAUCUGGCGUGUGGUUUCCCGUAGCUGGGUCGGCUGGCAGAAGAAGCUGUCUUAG